AUGAGUUCUUUACGAUUUCUCGACCUGGUCAAGCCCUUUGUGCCGUUCCUCCCCGAGGUUCAGCAGCCAGAGACCAAGAUUCCCUUCAACCAAAAGUUGAUGUGGACCGGCUUGACACUGCUCAUCUUCUUGGUGAUGAGCCAGAUGCCCCUCUACGGCAUUGUCUCGUCAGACACAUCCGAUCCUCUAUACUGGCUGCGCAUGAUGAUGGCGAGUAACCGUGGUACACUGAUGGAAUUGGGUAUCACUCCCAUUAUCUCGUCUGGCAUGGUCUUCCAGCUUCUUGCCGGCACCCACAUGAUCGAUGUCAACCUCGACCUCAAGUCCGACCGUGAGCUCUACCAGACCGCCCAGAAGCUCUUCGCCCUCAUUCUCUCCGUUGGUACCGCCACUGUCUACGUCUUCACCGGUCUCUACGGCCCUCCCAGCGAUCUCGGUGCCGGUAUUGUCUUCCUCCUGAUCCUUCAGCUGGUUCUUGCUGGUAUGAUCGUCAUUCUCCUCGAUGAGCUCCUCCAGAAGGGCUAUGGUCUUGGCAGCGGUAUCUCGCUCUUCAUUGCCACCAACAUCUGCGAGUCCAUCAUGUGGAAGGCUUUCUCCCCCACCUCGAUCAACACCGGCCGUGGCCCCGAGUACGAGGGUGCCGUUAUCGCUCUCUUCCACCUCCUCAUGACCUGGCCCAACAAGCAGAGAGCUCUCCAGGAGGCUUUCUACAGACAGAACCUGCCCAACAUCAUGAACCUCCUCGCCACCCUCCUCGUCUUCGCCGCUGUCAUCUACCUCCAGGGCUUCCGCGUCGAGAUCCCUGUCAAGUCGUCCCGCCAGCGUGGUGCUCGUGGCUCGUACCCCAUCCGCCUGUUCUACACCUCAAACAUGCCCAUCAUGCUUCAGUCCGCCCUCUCCUCCAACAUCUUCCUGAUCAGCCAGAUGCUCUACUCUCGCUUCUCCGAGAACCUUCUGGUCCGUCUUUUCGGUGUCUGGGAGGCCAAGGACGGCUCUUCGCAGCUCUCCGCCAUCUCCGGUCUCGUCUACUACAUGUCUCCUCCCCUCAACUUCAAGGACGCCAUGCUUGACCCCAUCCACACCUUCGUCUACAUUGCCUACAUGCUCACCGCCUGCGCCGUCUUCUCCAAGACCUGGAUUGAGGUUUCUGGCUCCAGCCCCCGCGAUGUUGCCAAGCAACUCAAGGACCAGGGUCUCGUUAUGGCUGGCCACCGUGAGCAGAGCAUGUACAAGGAGCUCAAGCGCAUUAUCCCUACUGCCGCUGCCUUCGGUGGCGCCUGCAUUGGUGCUCUCUCUGUUGCCAGUGACCUCAUGGGUGCGCUCGGCUCCGGUACCGGAACUCUUCUUGCUGUUACCAUCAUUUAUGGGUACUUCGAGAUCGCUGCCAAGGAGGGUGAUCUGUCCGGCAUGAAGGGGAUGAUCAUGGGUUAA
Messenger RNA from Podospora anserina S mat+, 1431 nucleotides. RefSeq lists its product as uncharacterized. Gene Ontology annotation, cellular component: membrane; Sec61 translocon complex. Gene Ontology annotation, biological process: post-translational protein targeting to membrane, translocation; SRP-dependent cotranslational protein targeting to membrane, translocation. Bases 1 to 1431 code for a protein of 476 amino acids. The record is from RefSeq and is a predicted model, not a curated record. Lineage: Eukaryota; Fungi; Ascomycota; Sordariomycetes; Sordariales; Podosporaceae. The transcript is spliced from 3 exons. Gene Ontology annotation, molecular function: signal sequence receptor activity; ribosome binding; transmembrane protein transporter activity.